This is a messenger RNA of Caenorhabditis auriculariae, 2294 nucleotides long. Lineage: Eukaryota; Metazoa; Nematoda; Chromadorea; Rhabditida; Rhabditidae. The record is from the annotation of a GenBank genome assembly.
AUGGCUCCAAUAACGUACUUAUUUGUUUGAUUUAUGAAUACAUAUGCAAAGAUUCAGGAAAAUGACGCGCAAGUUCUUUGUCGGUGGAAACUGGAAGAUGAACGGAGAUAUUCCGUCGAUCGAUGGAAUCGUCGCAUUCCUCAACCAAAGCGGGGGUAAAAUCAUUAUUUAUUAAUUUUUGAUUUCACCAUUUUCUCAAGAAAUGAAAACAAUGAGCAUUGUGGGAAGAUUAGUUUUUUUCCAAAGAAGUUUUUUACUAUUUUUCAAUUUAAGCCAAUGACGCCGUGGACAUUGUUGUUGCUCCACCAGCUCCAUACCUUUCAUAUGUGAAGAGUCAGGUGAAGAACAACAUCAAAGUCGCCGCUCAGAACUGCUACAAGGUAUGUAUUUUUUCUAACUUACAGAGAUUUUCGAUUGAAAAAUCCCGCUCAGGUCCCAAAAGGAGCCUUCACUGGCGAGAUUUCCCCUGCCAUGAUCAAGGAUUUGGGAUUGGAAUGGGUCGUUCUCGGACACUCUGAACGGCGUCACGUCUUCGGAGAAUCCGAUGAGGUUCAACUUCAUUUUUUUUUCAAAUAAAAAGAAAGCUUCCUAGCUGAUUGCGGAUAAGACAAUUCACGCACUGGAGAGCGGAAUCAGCGUGAUUUUCUGCAUCGGAGAGAAACUCGAAGAGCGCGAAGCCGGCCACACCAAGGAUGUCAGUUUCUUCGUUUUCGAAUCAUCUUUUGACAACAUAUUUCUCAGAAGAGAAAGUUUAAAAUUUACUCAUUUUCGUUGUCAAACCGUGUAUUGUGUAUGCAGAAAAAAAUAUUUUUCUAAACUUUUUAUAAAAAUGUUUCUUUGAAGUUUUGACGAAGAAAAAGUUUUCUAAAACGAUUUUUUUAAAAAUAUUUGCUUUUUUUUUCGAACACAUAUUUUUUUGUAACCUGAGCACUAAAGUUGGAAGUAAAGUUAUGGAACUGCGAAAAAUUUUCACAGUUUUUUUCUCACUUUCUCACUUUUUCUUUAAAAAUUCCUUAGAAGGAGUUUUUUUUACUGGUUUGAAAUUGGUUUAUCGAAAAAAAAAAAUCUUGAAAAAUUUGGAAAUUUGACCAUCGGUCAAAAAUUGUCACUUGAAAUAGGAAAAAAAUUUGAAGUUUUUUUGAACGAACUGAUUCUAAACACAGGUGAACUUCCGUCAGUUGCAAGCGAUUCUGGACAAGAAGGUCGACUUCACCAACAUCGUCAUCGCCUACGAACCCGUCUGGGCCAUCGGAACCGGCAAGACGGCGUCGCCAGAACAAGCUCAAGAGGUUUGACUAUUCAAAUGCAGAAAAAUUAAGAUAUUUGAAUGAAAAAUCGAAGUCUGAGAAAGUAGAAAAAGUUUUUUAGAAUUCAGAUUCUGAGAGAUUAUUGAUAAAGUGAGUUUUCUUCACAGGUGCACGAGUGGAUCCGACAAUUCUUGCGCGAAAAAGUCUCCUCUGAAGUCGCCGACAAGACUCGCAUCAUUUACGGAGGUUGGUUGAUUGGUUUAUUCUCAAUAUGUCUUUUUUUCAUAAAAAUUGAAUUCCUGAUAGUGUAAAGUAAAAAUAUGUACUGAAAACUUUUGAACUUGGAAAAUGCCUAAAAAGUCGAUUCCUUUUCCUUUGUCGUUAAAAUUUUAUUCCGAUUCCUAUUCGAUUCCAUCUGACUAAAAUAAGCAAUAAUGACGAUGAAAAAACUACUUUUUUUCUUUAGGCAGGGUCAUUUUCGCAAACGAACUUUUUAGCGCAAACGUAGUUAUUUUUCUUUAUAAAAGGGCUAUGUCCCUACUGUCGGUUUCUUUUAGUAGAAUGUUUUCCUCGGACGGUUCUAAGAAACUUCGGAAAAUCAGAGUUUUAAAAUUUUUGUCGGUUCUCUCAAACUUAUUUUUUUUAGUUUUCAGCUCAGAGUGUAACUUUGAAAAAUUAAAUGAUUUUUUUUCAAAAAAAUAUUUCUAAUUUUUUUUUACCGACUGUGUUUUUCAAUUUUUCAAAUAUAUAAGUUGACGUUUCUCACAAGUUUGAAGGUGAAGAAUGCGUGCUUGACGGAAAAUAUGAAUGAAACUGACUUUUGACCCUGAAAUUUUUAUUUGAGUUAGUCUAUGAUCUUUCGAACAUCACAGUAAUGUGUUAGCGAAAAAGAAAAUUAAAUUUUUUUCCAUUUUAUUCGAUUUUACAGGAUCGGUGACGGCUGAUAACGCCGCGGAACUUGCCAAGAAGAACGACAUCGACGGUUUCUUGGUGGGCGGAGCCUCGUUGAAGCCCGAUUUCGUCAAGAUCAUCAACGCCCGAUCUUAA